UUCGCAAAGACCGUUAAAUGGCCCGCUAUGAACCACGCGCCACCGCCGGCCGCGUUCCUUCUCUGUUUUUGAAGGCCGAACAUUCUUCGCAGGGGGUCGGUUAUGCCGGCUUAGGCAUCUCCAUAGAACCGUCGCUGCCGACUACAAAGAAGGCCUCGGUUCAUUUGACUUUUCCUACCCCGCUCGGUCGGCGAUUCUUGCGAAUCAUCGUGGGCCAUGACGUCACGACGACACUUUUGCGCCAUCGAGCUCGCCAGGUGUUCUUGCAUUUCAGAAGAUGCGCUCUCGCAACACCCUGGACGAGCUCGGAUCGGGAGUCGACUGUAGAUCAAAUAAUAGAAAUCUCGAUGGAAUUUGGCGAUUUAAAAGGAGCGAAAAGGAAGGAGUUACGAGGAUGAGCACAAUAGUCUUGUGCGAUAACGCCGUGCAUCAGGAGAGAUGUAAAUGAUAUGGAUUUGACGAUAACAACUGUUUGAACAGUAAGAUAACUCUUUAAGCUCCCGUUUGUCCUUACGAGUACGAUCUCGUUUUCUUCGACCGUUUAUCCGU
Dinoponera quadriceps is the source of this 549-nucleotide messenger RNA. RefSeq lists its product as uncharacterized. The record is from RefSeq and is a predicted model, not a curated record. The transcript has 2 exons. Bases 18 to 398 code for a protein of 126 amino acids. NCBI's taxonomy places the organism in Eukaryota, Metazoa, Arthropoda, Insecta, Hymenoptera, Formicidae.